Diaporthe citri is the source of this 894-nucleotide messenger RNA. RefSeq lists its product as uncharacterized. The record is from RefSeq and is a predicted model, not a curated record. NCBI's taxonomy places the organism in Eukaryota, Fungi, Ascomycota, Sordariomycetes, Diaporthales, Diaporthaceae. The coding region runs from base 1 to 894 and encodes 297 amino acids. The transcript has a single exon.
AUGGGCGACACGGUCCCUACAGAGGAGGGUGCACAGUCCAGAGAGCCCUCAGAACUAGCAAAUGUGAUUCAUGACGCUGAACCAGUCUGUGGCGAUGAGAUUUACACAUAUUUUGGCCGACGUGUGAUAGAGCACAAAACACAUUCGGGAGAAUCGAUAGCCAUCAAGGUGAUGGCGCCGGAUCGUCAGAAUCCGAAAGGCAGCAACAGGACGGAGGCCGACAUGAUGCAUUACGCCUCGACAAACGGGGUGCUAGCCCCUAAAGUGCGCGCGCUCUAUGACAUAUACACAGACAAUCCAGUCAGGCCUGCUGGAUGCGCCAUGCUCAGCGAUCUGGUCCCAGGCGUGCCUCUUUUCGACGUCUGGCAUGACCUCAGCGACACCGAAAAGUCCAGCAUGGUGGCCCAGCUGCACGAGCAGAUGGCUCGCAUACGUGCCUGCACACAACCUUACAUUGGCCGUGUAAACAACCGGCCCACCCGGAAUCUCUGUAAUCGCCUUCCAACGACCUAUUGUGGGCCUUUUCCCAGUGAAGAGGCGUUCGGUAACUGGUGUCUGGAACGAGUCCCUGUGGGGUUCUUUGGGUUAGCACACUGGAAAUGGCCACGGUGGCUCGAGAAAGAGCGGCGCAAAUCCUCGGGCAAGUUCGUGCUGACUCACGGGGAUCUUUCGCCGCGCAACAUCAUGGUUAAAGACGAGAAUAUCGCAGGCAUUGUUGACUGGGAGAGAAGCGGUUUCUUCCCGGAGUACGCAGAGUACGCAUUCGCGAUGAAGCUCUGCCAUAAAUUCCAGAGCAGUGAGAAAUGGUGGGUUCCGGUUCUGAAGGAAGUGCUGCAGCCUUGCUCAGAGCAGAGGCUGAAAUUUACGAAGCUGGUGGAAGACAAAGGAUGGUAG